UUUAAUGGGAGGCACCUGGAGCUCUGCAUCCGCAUUUGGCUCAGCAGGAACCUGAGAGGGUAAUAAAUAGGCUGAGAUGGCUCCUCAGCCUCAUAAUCUCCGGAGGCAGGAGAGUGGGGCUCCUGCUUUGAAAGUGGGGCUUCUUCGAGGCAGGCCAUGGGGUGGUGGCGGCAGCUCCUGCUGGGGCUGUGGGCGGUCCUGCCCACGUGGGCCGGGCCUGAGCUGCUCAACAUCUGCAUGAACGCCAAGCCCCACAAGCCAGAGCCCAGCCCGGAGGACAAACUCUAUGAGGAGUGUAUCCCCUGGAAGCACAAUGCCUGCUGCACGGCUGACACCAGCUGGGAGGCCCACCUGGACGUGGCCCUGCUCUACAACUUCAGCUUGGUCCACUGCGGAUUGAUGAUGCCGGGCUGCCAGAAGCACUUCCUCCAGGCCAUCUGCUUCUACGAGUGCUCCCCCAACCUGGGGCCUUGGAUCCAGCAGGUGCGAGGGGCAGGCUGGGAGACGGACCCGCACGGGCAGGCAGAGCGGAUUCUGGACGCGCCCCUCUGCCAGGAGGACUGUGAGGAGUGGUGGGCUGACUGCCGCACAUCCUACACCUGCAAAUCCAACUGGCUCGGAGGCUGGACCUGGAGUCGGGGGAAGCACCGCUGCCCGGCGAGGGCCCUCUGCCACCCUUUCCCGCAUUACUUCCCCACCCCCGCCGACCUGUGCGAGAAGAUCUGGAGCCACUCCUUCAAGGCGAGCCCGGAGCGCCGGGACAGCGGGCGGUGUCUGCAAAAGUGGUUCGAGCCCACCCGGAUCAACCCCAACGCGGCUGUGGCCCGCCUCUUCGCCAGCCCUGCCCCGUCCUGGGCGCUCUCCUACAGGCUCAUGGCCUUCGCUCUGUCCCUGUCCCUCCUCUCCUGAGAGCCCGCCUCCCUCCACACAUGAGCAGCACAGGGUGCGGGUGGGUGGGAUGCUGAGGCCGCAGGAGCUGGUGCCUGAGCCUCGCAGGU
Molecule: messenger RNA, 998 nt
Organism: Sus scrofa (pig)
Lineage: Eukaryota; Metazoa; Chordata; Mammalia; Artiodactyla; Suidae
Source: RefSeq, a predicted model, not a curated record